Molecule: messenger RNA, 522 nt
Organism: Aspergillus lentulus
Lineage: Eukaryota; Fungi; Ascomycota; Eurotiomycetes; Eurotiales; Aspergillaceae
Source: RefSeq, a predicted model, not a curated record
AUGGCCCCCCAGAAACGCACAACCGCAGGCACAAGGAGUAAUGGCACUUUGGCAUGGUGUUGCGAGAAUUUUAUCCGCCGGAAACGAGCAACGAACGUUGCCAGGCGUACAACGACGGAACCUUGGAACGACACCGUCGACCAGCGCAGGGCCAUGAGGGCCAACAAUGCAGUAGUGCACUGGUUCAAGUCCGAUCUCCGACUCUACAAUAAUCGCGCCUUGCGAAUGGCAUACCAGACAGCCAAGGAACAUAAUAUUCCACUGACCGGUUUGUAUAUUCCGUCCCCGCAGGAUUUGACGGCUCAUCUGCUGACUCCGGCCCGGGUGGACCUGAUCCUGCGUACUCUGCAUCAAUUAAAGCGCCAUUGGAGGGACCCGAUAUCCCCCUGUGCAUGGAGGCGCAGAAUAAACCUGGAAUAUGAGGUUGACGAGUUGCAACGCGAGAAGCGGGUGAGACUGCGCGCGAAGAACGGAAUCAACUUCGAGACCGCGCACGACGCACGCGUCGUCCUCCGUGGAUAG